Fusarium graminearum PH-1 is the source of this 414-nucleotide messenger RNA. RefSeq lists its product as uncharacterized. The record is from RefSeq and is a predicted model, not a curated record. The transcript has a single exon. Bases 1 to 414 code for a protein of 137 amino acids. NCBI's taxonomy places the organism in Eukaryota, Fungi, Ascomycota, Sordariomycetes, Hypocreales, Nectriaceae.
AUGAUGUUGGUCCAAGAUGAGCUCGGAGAUUUUUGCGUGCAUAUGGUGGGUCACUCAGAAUUUUGGUCGCUUGACCCGGAAGUGGAAGUGAGCGGUAGGCCUUAUCUUAUCAUUUUCCAUCCUACGCUUUGCCUUGUUGAGCCCGACUUUGCCGAUGGAAAGGGGGAUAUCGAUAUCCAUCUCAAGGUGGCUGGGAAACAAAGCGGAGAAUUUACAGGCUCUGCAUCUGGCAGUCGCUAUUCUUCCUCCAUUUUUCCAAAACAAAACAAAAGAAGAAAAAAAUGCGAUGCACCGAACAACGCAAUGCUACAGUGCAAUUUUAUAACAAGCAAUCCCAGCAGUGAGAGGAGCUGCUGUGCCUCCCUCUGCGGAUAUCACGGGAAUGACAAUGCCAUUGAUAGAAGGGCUUUGUGA